AUGCGUGACGUACUUUUAAGAUUUUGUAUAGUUUUGUAUACAUUAUCAACCUAUACUGGCACUUUCAACUCCGCAAACGUCGAGAGUGUCUCGUUCCCGCGCGGGAACGUCCAUAGAGAUGUAUAUGGAGGCGAUACCGACUUUAUAAUCGGUAAAUUUAAUAAAUUAGCUUCUAAUAAUGGAGUGAUUUCCUUCAUUUCCUGGCCUUCUGGCCAGUACGACAAUUUAAAGCUCAAACGUCUGCACACCCGGGAUUCCACAAAGUCGACUUUUGAGGUAAAUUCGGCAGUUUAUAGUGACAAAGAGGACACGAGGUCGAAUGAAAAGCUGCAGGAGUGUGAGAAAGGGACAAAGGAAUCGCUAGAAGACUUGUGCAUUUAUCUUCCUCGCAAUAUUUGGCCUUUUAAUGCAGAUUUAGACAAAGCGGCGAUAGGACGUCAGAUUUUGGUACAGAAACACUGGGAAGACAAAAAGGUUUACGAGAAUAUCAACGCUGAAAGAAUAAAAUGUGCAGUAGGAGUUGGAGCUACUCUCGAUAAAAUACUGGAAAACACAAAAAUUAUACUGGAUGGACCUCCAUUUGCCAAUGGAGAUGCACACUUUGGACACUUUUUAAACAAGACGAUCAAAGACGUCCUUCUACGUUUCUUCCUACUCAGAGGAGAUAUAGCUCUAAUGGUUCCAGGAUGGGACUGCCAUGGAAUGCCAAUAGAAUUCAAGAUACUAAAUGAUCCUGAACUUUGUGCCCCAAAAGAGGAGAAACUCCUCACUGAAGAACAGGUUAAAAGUAUAGAAAUAAGAAACAGGUGUAAAGCUUAUGCGAAGCAAUCCAUAGACUCCCAAAUGGGUGCAUUUAAAAAAUCUGGAAUAUGGGCACUCUGGGACAAGCACUAUGCAACAUAUCACUCCUUCUAUGAAAAACUCGCUGUUGAAACUUUUUUGAGACUAGAACGUACUGGACACAUACAUAAAAGCUUACUUCCACAACACUAUAGCAAACUCUCAAAGUCUGUAUUGGCUGACUCUGAAAUAGUACAUGAAAAAAGAAGCAUUCAGACAUGCUAUAUAUCAUUCGCUCUAGAGAAUAAAGAGGAUAUUAUAGGAAAAAUAAGGAAUUAUACAAGAAAAGAUCAAGAAUGCGACACUUUAGCCACGGACCUAAUGGAUAUUGACUCGGUAAAACUCAUAGCAUACACCACAAUGGGAUGGACAAUUAUAGGCAAUAAAGGUCUUGCUGUGAAUGAGAAGGCAGAUUAUUCCAUAUACAAGGAGAAUAAUGUUGCGUACAUUGUCUCGUCCACAUGUAAGUUAUUCCCUUUUGACAAAAAAAUUUGCAACAUCCCCGGGGAAUUCUUAAAGAAUUUGAUUUAUAUUGACCCAGUGUUCAAGAAAAAAUAUAAAAUAUAUGCUGAAAAUUUUGUGAUUCCAUAUAGAGCCACCGGAAUUAUGCACAUGUGUCCAGCUCAUGGAAUAGAAGAUUUUCUUUGUAUAUCAUCGGAUCCUCAAUUCCAUGUAGAUCAGAUAAAACUUAAUGACGAAUAUGACUAUGGAUCUGUGUACGAAGAUAAAACAUAUCGCAUUAAUAAUUUAAUUGAUGAAAAUGAGAAUUUUUACAAGGGUAUUCACUAUGCCGUUAACGGUCGUAAUAUCGAAGAUAUAGAUGAGAGAAUAAUGAAGAUAAUCUUAGGCGAUAAUUUGUUUAAAAUAGGUAAUGAAGAGGUAUAUGUAGAUUGUGAUUGGAGGUACAAGAAUAGAUUGCAUGUGCGAUUGACUAAUCAAUGGGUAUUGGAUAUAAAUGACAAAGCCAAACUCUGUAAAAUGCUAGAUUCGAUAAAAAUGUAUCCGAGCUCUUCAAAGAAUUAUUUGAGAAAUUCUAUCCUAUUCAGACGGGCUAAUUGGUGUCUCAGCAGGCAAAGGGUCUGGGGAACUCCAAUCCCCUUUCUAGGAAAUACAUCGUUAUGCCCGGACUCAACACCGGAUUAUGAAAUUUCAGACAUAUUGUACAAAAAGUAUAUGCGAAAACUGCAUGAACCAUUUUCAUCGGGAGGAUUGCGCCCUCUUCCAGAUAUCCUUGAUGUCUGGUUUGAGUCUGCCUUAUCGGAAUUAUAUACAAUGAAGAUUUUAAAACAAGAACUGGGGAAAUUACACAAAGGAGCCCCAAAUGAAACGACUGAAGGAUAUUUUGGAGAUAUAUCAUCUAUGAAAUUGGAUGUGGAAAAUUUGGAUAUAUAUGCCGUGGAAGGGAGGGAUCAACAUAGAGGUUGGUAUCAAUCUACAAUACUUCUGCACUCUUUGCUGAAUUUGAAACCUCCAUUUAGACAUGUUAUUACACAUGGGUUCGUGAAUGACUGGAAAGGCAAAAAAUUCAGCAAAUCUGCACAGAAAGUUAAAUCCUCUACAUCAAAUGUAGACUCUGAAAGUAAAUCAGAUCUUGGAGUCAAUAAGGAUUUAAUGAGUGCUAUUGGUGGUGUCUAUUAUGAUGAUCCUGAAAUUUUACGAAUGGAUGAUGUCGAAGCAAUCGGUGUAGAUGCACUGCGCUUAUGGGUUUGUUCAAACGACUUUUUGCAAAGGGACAUUGAACUUACGAAAGAAAAUAUUCAGGGAGCCAAAGAUUUUGAGAAUAAAAUUGUAAAGACGUUUAGAUUCUUGUUAGGUGUAAUGGAAACCACACCUCGAACACGAGAUUUCAAAUUAGACUUUCAUGCGAACCAGAUGUAUGAUGGACUAGGUUUUUAUUUCUUACAUUUGUUGUACGAAAUGUCAGAGCGGGCUAAGGAUUAUUACAUGGAGGGAAAAUUCUAUAAAGUAAUGCGUGAUGUUAGCAUUUACACGACCUUGCUGUCGAAUAUCUAUAUUUCGUAUCUAAAAAAUAUACUAUACAUACAAGACCAACAGUCACUCCCCGUGAAAAUGGCUAAAAGAUCAUUAAGGGAGAUUGCAACCGUUUUGUUAAAAAUUAUCGCACCAAUAAUGCCUCACUUGGCUGAAGAAGUCUAUGCUGUUAUUGAUCGUCCCAAAACAUACGUCAUGGAUUGUACAACUUUUGAACAGAUGAAUUCGCAAAAGCUUCAAGAGGAUAAAAUUGAUAGAGAGACACUAUUCACCAAAAGAUCCGCACGAGAUUCCAUAUUCAACACUGAAUGGCCUCAAAGGCAGAACUUUGAUUCCAACAAAGCUCCAGAAAUUAAUACGAAUAAGAAUCUUUCUACUGAUGACAAAUCCCCUGAACCGGAUAACCGUGAAAGUGCAUCCGAUAGAAGGAUAAUGUCAGUAGGAACUGCACUUACGUUUAAAAAAAUGCUCAACCAAAUUCGCGGAGACUGCAGAAGGGAAAUUGUAAAAGUUUAUAUUCAAGACAAAGAAUUAGUAGAUGACAUGGAAUAUCUGCAAAAGGUGAGAAUCUUGGGAAAUUGUAUUGUAUGUUCAGGAUCUUGGAGUUGA
Theileria equi strain WA is the source of this 3441-nucleotide messenger RNA. RefSeq names its product isoleucyl-tRNA synthetase, putative. NCBI's taxonomy places the organism in Eukaryota, Apicomplexa, Aconoidasida, Piroplasmida, Theileriidae. Gene Ontology annotation, molecular function: isoleucine-tRNA ligase activity; aminoacyl-tRNA deacylase activity; tyrosine-tRNA ligase activity. The record is from RefSeq and is a predicted model, not a curated record. Gene Ontology annotation, cellular component: cytosol. Gene Ontology annotation, biological process: isoleucyl-tRNA aminoacylation; tyrosyl-tRNA aminoacylation. The transcript has 2 exons. The coding region runs from base 1 to 3441 and encodes 1146 amino acids.